UGGGGUUCCAGACCAAAAGUCCAUUGCAAAGUUUAACUACCGGAAAGCAUCUCUCACUUUCAGGAGAUUGGUGAUUGUGGCAAAGUUUCAUUUAUAGGUGCCACAGGUUUGGCACAGGUUCUGGGGAUUACUUGUCACCAUGGUUACAGGGCAGUCAGUUUUUACCUAGGAGUGUGGGCACAUCACAGUUUACGCUCCGUCUCCAUCUCUUGGUCCUUCCUCCACCUCAGCUGUGGGAACGAUCCUCCAGGGUUGUCCAGAUCUUGGCCACUGUCUCAGCCUUGCUUGGAAAAAACACACUUGCAUUUUGCCAUCCACAGAGAUCCAGUCUGCAGUUUGUCAUCCAGCCUGGCUCCUCUGCAUUUUUGUCUUUGAAUCACUUUUGUGCUACCCAUUGCAUCAGAGACUGCCUAAAAGCUUUUGACUCUCUGGACAACACAUGCAGCGUAAUAGAAGAUAAGCUACAGUGACUGGCAUAUUUUAAGAAGGAUCCACAGGGAUCUCCAGAAUCACCACCCAUGAUUUCUGAGACACGGCCAUUUAUCUGAGAGAGAGAGAGAGGCUGCCUACUUCUUUGGCUGAGACACAGAUUAACCUCAUCCGGCCAUAAAUCCAGGGGGCAGAGUGUUAGGAAUGGCACAGGCUACACCUGAUUAGCCAAAAUAAAAUACAACAGUAUUCCACCAUCCAUAAUUACUUGAGGUAAACAUUUUGGUUGUACCCCAGAGGCUGGGCUGUGUUACUGACUAUGUCAGCCAGUGUUAAGAAAAGUGAACAUCUUGAUGGUCCAACUUACAACCCUCAGCAGCCUGUUCCACCUGUCAGUAGCUACAGCCCCAAGAAGAGCUCUACUCCUUGAGACUCUGUGUGAGAAGACAGUCCACUCGAGGGGUUGGGAGUCAUCCACCUGGAUGGUGUAUUUGUCACGCAGAACAAUUAGCCUUAGUCCCAUCUGGCAUGGAAGAGUCUGGUUUCCACAUAAGGACAAGCCACAAGCAGUACUGCCGCUCAUUCCCAUUAUAGAUGAUUUCCAUCAGCAGUUUGGAAGAGAAACAUGAAAGUGCUGAGUGCUAAGAUCUCCUCAGAGAAACACCAGUGGACAGAUGUGGACAGAUGUGGACAGCUGUCCUUCUGAUAUGGAAUAUCAGUUCUUCCAAUCACCUUUCUACUCAUACAGCCCACCAAAACCUGGCUUCAAAGAUCCUCUGCUUCUGCUGCAGGGACUGCGAGGAACCCCAAGUCACUGAAGACCCAAAGGUUCCCAAUCAAACACAAGAGAACCAGCCACUGAACAACAGUUUGCAGCUUCAGAAGGAAGAGCUCAACAGAAAAAAUUCCAAGCACGCUAGCACAAGAUGCCUGAUGCACCCAGCGAAGAACACUUCCUCCAGCAGCAGUGAGCUUCAGGAUCUCAACGCAGAAGCUUCCCGAGGAGGAUUUUACAAGAGAAACUUAAACCACUACUACCAGGAGCACUGGCCCUUCCAGCCCUGCCUCAUCGGGAGGCCCUGAGCAUUCUAGUCAGUGGGCUCCCAUGCAGGUCUCUGGCUGCACAGCUGCCGAGGGUCUCCAAGAGGAAGAGGGCAGUGGACAGGGGUCAUGAAGACUGAUUCAAAAACUCCCGACGGGAGGAGAAGAUGUUGGAGCCAUUACUGUGUCACCUUCUGGCCUGACCUCAGCUUCUGACACAGCCAGGGCAGAAGAAGCUGCCUCUGAUUAAAGUUCUUGGCCACCUUA
This is a messenger RNA of Chinchilla lanigera (long-tailed chinchilla), 1737 nucleotides long. RefSeq lists its product as uncharacterized. Lineage: Eukaryota; Metazoa; Chordata; Mammalia; Rodentia; Chinchillidae. The transcript is spliced from 4 exons. The record is from RefSeq and is a predicted model, not a curated record. Bases 1114 to 1512 code for a protein of 132 amino acids.